Amborella trichopoda is the source of this 3800-nucleotide messenger RNA. RefSeq names its product starch synthase 4 (gene SS4). Gene Ontology annotation, molecular function: alpha-1,4-glucan glucosyltransferase (UDP-glucose donor) activity. NCBI's taxonomy places the organism in Eukaryota, Viridiplantae, Streptophyta, Magnoliopsida, Amborellales, Amborellaceae. The record is from RefSeq and is a predicted model, not a curated record.
GGAGUGAGAUGGACUCACAAGUGGGUUGGGGAAAGGAAGCCUGGCCGCCCUUUCCACGUGGAGGGGAGCUGGUUCAGUUCAUGUGAGAGAAGCUGAAGCGGGGAACUCCACUUUUAUUCUGCUCGUCAGCUCCAUUUGAGCGACUGGCAUUUCAGAGUUGCGCUCGAAAAGUAGGAGUCUAGAAAAGCUUGAUUUGGAUAUUACAUUGAGUAUUCAAUCAUCCGCUUCUGUGUCUAGCAGUGAGAAUUCAUCAUUCCCUUUUGUUUCCCCAUUCUUUUGCUCUCUCUCACUUCUGCAAUGGCUGGAACUCUCUCGAUGUUGAUGAUGCCCCGUGGCUUCCACGGCUUUACCUGCAACAAACUUGAAGCCCGCAGGCCCAUUGCCUUGCUUCGCUUUCCCACCUUUUGCAGGACGCGUAAGAAUUUGGGCUCACAACGAAGGAAACGAUUGAAAAAAAUUUCUAUGAAGCAGCCCAGUCUAAAUAUGAAAUCAUCAUCGCCUAGUGAUGACAAUGCUCUGAAUGCUCCAAAAGGUGGCAUAUCUAGUUCCCCGGUUAUAUCUAGUGCUAAGCCUGAUUCACUAUCGAGCAUGCAAGGCGUAGAGAAAGUGGAUACUCAGGAUUUAACUCUUACAAAAGAUGUGCGAAACUAUUUGAUGGAAGAUGAUGGUAGUGGACAACAGCUUUCAAAUCUCCAGUUGGAGGACUUAAUAGAAAUGAUAAGGAAUGCUGAACAGAAUAUCUUACUCCUCAAUCAAGCCCGAGUUCGUGCUUUAGAAGAUCUGGAUAAGAUCCUUUCCGAGAAAGAGGCCUUACAAGGAGAAAUUAAUUUGUUGGAGAUGAGGUUGGCGGAAACGGAUGCACGGCUAAAAGUUGCAACUCAAGAAAAGAUAAAUGUGGAACUUCUAGAAGAUCAACUUGAGAAGUUGAAGAAGGAGAUGGCAGAAAGGGGGCCAUCCUCUACGGAAGAUGGGCAAGAUCCAUCUGAAAGCCAGAACAACCCUUUGAAUCGUCAGAGCUUAGCUUCACACUGCAGUGACUUUUCAUCUCUCAAUGAGGAGGUGACUGCAUUGAAAGAAGAGAACAAGUUACUCAAGAAUGAUAUAGAAGUGCUCAACGCCAAGCUUGCUGAAAUAGACAAAACAGAUGAAAAGAUACUUGCAGUUGUAAAAGAAAGAUCUGUUUUAGAAUACUCCCUUGCAGAACUGGAAUCCAAGCUAGUGAUUGCACAAGAAAGCAUUUCAGAGCUUGCAUCUAUGAAAGUGGAAUUCAAGACUUUGAGGGGAAACGUAGAACAUUUGCAAGCACUCUUGGAAAAACCUUCAGAGCAAGCAAAUCAUGCCCUAAAUGUCGUGCAACAGAAUCAAGAGCUCCAGAAGAAAGUUGAUAAUUUGGAAGCUUAUUUGGAUGAAGCCAAGGCAUUUAAUUCCUUGUCAGAACAACAGCUUUUGCAACAGCAGGUAAAAAUGCUAGAGCAGCGGCUUUUACAGUCUGACCAAGAGAUACAAUCCCAAGUUCAGCUAUAUCAAGACUCUAUUAACGAAUUUCAAGUUACUCUUCGUAGAUUGAAAGAUGAAAACAAGGAAAGGCAAGUGGAGGCUCCUGUUGUUGAUAUGCCUUGGGAAUUUUGGAGUCGUCUAUUGCUGGUUAUUGAUGGCUGGUUGCUUGAGAAAAAGAUUUCUCCUAAUGAUGCCAAACUGUUGAGAGUUAUGGCAUGGAAGAGAGAUGCUCGCAUCCGUGAAACCUUCUUGACUUGUAAGGACAAGAAUGAAAGUGAAGCUGUGGCCUCAUUUCUUAAACUUACAUCUUCUCGUACAAGUCAGGGUUUAUAUGUUAUUCAUAUUGCAGCAGAGAUGGCACCAGUGGCAAAGGUUGGAGGUCUGGGGGAUGUGGUAUCUGGCCUUGGUAAAGCAUUACAGAGGAAACAACACCUUGUGGAGGUUAUUCUUCCAAAAUAUGACUGCAUGCAAUAUGAUCGGAUUCAAAGUUUGAAGGCUUUAGAUGUGGUGGUGCAAUCAUAUUUUGAUGGACAACUAUUCAAGAAUAAAGUUUGGAGUGGGAUUAUUGAAGGUCUCCCCGUCUACUUUAUUGAACCCCUCCAUCCUGCUAAGUUCUUCUGGCGAGGACAAUUUUAUGGGGAGCAUGAUGACUUCAAACGCUUUUCAUACUUCAGUCGCGCAGCACUUGAAUUCCUUCUCCAAGCUGGCAAGAAACCAGAUAUCAUUCACUGCCAUGACUGGCAGACAGCUUUUGUUGCGCCCCUUUAUUGGGAUAUCUAUACACCCAAAGGACUUAAUUCAGCUCGAAUUGCUUUUACAUGCCACAACUUUGAAUAUCAGGGGACAACACCUACGUCUGAGUUAACAUCCUGUGGUCUUGAUGUUCAUCAACUCAAUAGACCAGAUAGAAUGCAGGACAAUUUGUCUCAGCAUUUGGUGAACUCUGUUAAGGGCGGAAUUGUGUUUUCAAACAUUGUCACAACUGUGUCCCCAACUUAUGCCCAGGAGGUUCGGACUCCGGAGGGGGGACGGGGUUUGCAUAUCACUCUCAAUGCUCACUCAAGGAAAUUCUUUGGAAUUCUUAAUGGCAUUGACAAUGAGGCAUGGGAUCCUGCAAGGGACGCUUUCCUAAGAUUUCAAUAUAAUGCAAAUGAUCUUCAUGGAAAGGCAGAAAACAAGGAUGCCCUACGAAAACAGCUUAAGCUCUCUUCUAUUGAUGCUAAUAUGCCACUUGUUGGUUGCAUUACCAGACUUGUCCCUCAGAAGGGUGUACACCUUAUUAGACAUGCAAUUUAUCGGACAUUGGAGUUAGGAGGACAGUUUUUGCUUUUGGGUUCCAGCCCAGUGCCAAAUAUUGAAAGGGAAUUUGAGGGCAUCGCCAGCAAUUUUCGGAAUCAUCCUCACAUCCGUAUGAUACUGAAGUACGAUGAGAUUCUUUCACAUUCCAUCUAUGCCGCAUCUGAUAUGUUCAUUGUUCCAUCCUUGUUUGAGCCAUGUGGCCUUACACAGAUGAUUGCAAUGAGAUAUGGUUCUAUUCCUAUAGCAAGAAAAACUGGAGGGCUAAAUGACAGUGUAUUUGAUGUUGAUGAUGAUAUGGUCCCCCUUCAGUUUCGCAAUGGUUUUACCUUCUUAACACCAGAUGAGAAAGGGGUAAACAGUGCUUUAGAUAGGGCUAUCAGCUACUAUAAGAAGAACCCAGAAUGGUGGCAGCACCUUGUUCAAAAGGCCAUGAAUGUGGAUUUCAGCUGGGAUUCAUCUGCAUCUCAGUAUGAAGACCUCUAUGAGAACUCAGUGUCCAGAGCAAGAGCAGCAAACCUUGCCCAGUCAACUUGAGCUCAAGUACCCUUCACACACUUAAUUGAAGCAACCACAUUGCAUUGAUUGUCUCCUUGAAGUUUUCUUUGCCAUGCUAUCUUCAAGCUUGAUUUUUUUUGGCUACUGUCCAGAGGUCUACCUGCUGGUUGUGAAGUACAACCAUGGCAGCAACUGCAGGAAGAGAUACUAUGAGAUGAUCCACCAAAGUUUGGUGGUGAGGCCAUCGGAUUGGUAUACAGAAUAGUGAGGUGCCACUAUUAUUUGUAACCCUAAACAAGUAAUGCAUUCUAAUAUGAAUUAGUGAGGUGCCACGCUUCAUUCUUUUCUUCAAUGAAGUCAUCCUGAUAUCAACCUUGUACAAUGCAUUCUUUUUUUUCUCCCCACUUCUUUUAUUCUUUUGUUGCAACUUACAAUUCUAAAAUUCAGCAUUUCACUAUUAUUUUUUAUGUAAAACAGUAGUACAAUAAAGUUUCAUAAAGUUCUCGAGA